This is a messenger RNA of Spirodela intermedia, 1509 nucleotides long. NCBI's taxonomy places the organism in Eukaryota, Viridiplantae, Streptophyta, Magnoliopsida, Alismatales, Araceae. The record is from the annotation of a GenBank genome assembly.
AUGGAGGAAAGCAACUGGAAACCCUACGCCGUCCACCAGUUACCUCUGUGGUGCUCGAUGGCCACAGUCUUUCUCAUCUUCCUCCACAGCGGGGCUAGGGUUUUGGGUAACGCUCAAGUCCCCGCCUUGUUCGUGUUCGGGGACUCGCUGGUAGACAACGGGAACAACAAUGGCCUCACCUCCGUAGCCAAGUCCAACUACUACCCCUACGGAGUAGAUUUCUACCAAGGCCCCACGGGGAGGUUCUCCAAUGGAAGAACCAUCGUCGAUGUGCUCUGUAACCAAUCCUCCUCUCCACGUUUCAUAAUCGCAGUCUCUUCAGGAUCAGCAGGCUUGAUUGAUUAUUCUGUCCUUCGCAGGUGACGCGUUCAACCUUCCCUACCUUCCCCCGUACAUGUCUCCGACCCUCAACGGGACCCAGCUCCUCGCCGGCGUUAACUAUGCGUCGGCCGCCGCCGGUAUACUCGAAGAAUCGGGCCAAUUCCUCGUAUUCUCUUUGCCCCCACCCUCUCUUCCUGCAUGAUUUCUCAAGUAUGUUUUUGUUUCUACGUCACGUAAUGUCGGCGCCUCUGCCUGGUUGGUGCAUGUUCCAAGGGGGAGAGAUUCGACCUGAGCGAGCAGGUGCUGAACUUCCAGAGCAACCUCGAACAACUGAGGAUGGUGCUGGGCGGCGUGAGGAUGCUCAGUCAGUUCUUGGCCAGUUCCAUCGUCGUGAUGAUCAUCGGCAGCAACGACUACAUCAACAACUACCUCCUCCCGUCCCUCUACUCCUCGAGCUACAACUACUCCCCGGAGGACUACGCCGAUCUGCUGCUCAAUCGCCUCACUCGGCAGCUCCUGGUAUGUUUCUGUGGAGCUUCUCCUUUGAGACUUUUUAUAGCCCCUACCUGCUCAAAAUAACGACGCUCCCCCUGCAGGCACUGCACAGCGUUGGCCUACGGAAGUUCCUCGUCGCAGGGUUGGCGCCGCUAGGCUGCAUCCCGAGCCAGAGGACGGCGGCGCUCGCUCCCCCGGGUCGGUGCGCUGACCGCGUGAACGAGAUCGUCGGCUUCUUCAACCGCGGCCUGCGGGAGCUGGUCGAACAGCUGAACGACGCCCACACCGAUGCAACCUUCGUCUACGGCAAUACCUACGCCGCCGUAGGGGACAUCCUCAACAACCCAUCCGCCUACGGUGAGUGAGGAGGAGGAAGAAGAACAAGAAGAAGAUGGGGGUUUCUCUGCCCUUCUCCUUGUGCUUUCUGAAAACAAGGGUCUGAAGAGUAGAUUCGAUUUGGUUGCAGGGUUCAGGGUGGUGGACAGGGCUUGCUGUGGGAUAGGGAGGCAGCAGGCGGAGAUCACCUGCUUACCUCUCGCUACGCCGUGCGCCAACCGGAGCGAGUACGUUUUCUGGGACGCCUUCCACCCUUCAGAGGCGGUCAACGCGGUCCUCGCGCAGAGGGCACUUGACGGCCCGCCCUCUGACUGUUUCCCCGUCAAUCUCCGGCAGCUGGCCCUGCUGCCCAGCUGA